UCACUGACAGGCGCCGCAGCCAAUAGGGAAAGCCGAGUGUCCCGACGGGAGCGGAGGCUUGUGGAGCGCCGGCGGAGAAACAUCAGAAAUGACUAACCGAGAAGAAGCGGAGAUACAAAUUUCGGAAUUAGAUUUACUUUCUAGCAUGUUUCCUUAUGAGGAAGAGUUCAUUGUGACUGACCAGCUGGCUGUAGCAGAACUAAAGCACUAUGUGGAAAAUGAAUCUGCAGAGAUGCCGUCUUCAAAAGUGCAGUUUAUACUGAAUGUAAAGUCAGAGGUCUCUAAUGCCUCUAUGGUGGAAUUCUCUAUGGCCUGUGCAUUACCAUUUAAAUAUCCAACUGUUCUACCAGAAAUUACUGUGAGGUCAUCAUUGUUAAGCCGCUCUCAGCAGAUUCAUCUGAACUCUGACCUAAAAACAUAUUUGAUACAAAACUGCAGUGGAGAGCCCUGCAUGUUGAGUGCAAGGGAAUGGGUUAAAGACCAUGCAGCUGCUUACAUUGACAAAGAGCCUUCAUCUUCCUCAGUGACAACAUCAAAUGCCAUGCAGUCAGAAGUCAUCACGUUCACUCGAUUGUGGAUCUAUAGUCAUCACAUUUACAACAAGCAAAAAAGAAAGAAUAUUAUCGACUGGGCCAAGGAGCUUUCGCUGUCAGGGUUUUGCAUGCCGGGGAAGCCAGGUGUUGUUUGUGUAGAAGGUCUACAAAGUAGUUGUGAAGAGUUCUGGUCAAGAGUACGAAGAUUAACGUGGAAAAGAAUUCUCAUUCGGCACAGAGAAGAUGUUUCUUUGGAAGGUGGAGGACAUGCUGAGAUUCAGAAACAAAGAAAGUUCUCCACUUUGGAAGAAAAAUGUUUUGAUGCACAUGGCACCAGAGGAAAUCAUAUGGAUUUGGGGCAGCUCUAUCGGUUUCUAGAAGAAAAAGGGUGUGCUGACAUUUUUCAAAUGUACUUUGGGGUUGAAGGGCAUUGAAGGAUCCCAGUGGUGAUCUUUGUAACUUAAUCCUUAUACCAGAUUCCUUAGCUGUUCAGUUGAUCAGAGAGGGAAUUAAUAAUUUGUUAUUUAUGUGAUGAAUCCAGUUUUCAAUGAAAACAAAUGUCAGUGAAAUACUGAUUAAUGAAAAUGACUAAAUAAAUGCUUUAGUACACUUUCUGGUUUUAAGGACAGUUAGGGUGCAUACCUAAUUACGGUGAAAGAAAAUACGUUUGAUACCCUACUGGGGCAGUUACAGAAUUAUAGAUGAAUGAAUACAUGGAGUUAUGGUGAAUGAAUGUAUGAAUAAGAAGAGACAAAAAUGAAGUGUGGCUAUCUCAGGAGAGGAAAUGUGAUGUUUACAUUAUUUGUUACUGUUUAUGUACACUACAUGAAGACUUUUUUGUAACAAUCUUUUCUUCUACUUUCUACCAGAAAAUAUAUUAAGCCCUGAGAUUAAUGUUUUAUUAAAAAAAAAAAGAGGAGGGAGCAAGUUCACAAGCGCCUUCUUCAUGCAAACAGGGUGAGCUAGGGUGCCUGCUCUAAGGCAUAAGAAUUGUCCAUAGGUAAGUGUGUAUGCAGGUAAGAGAGAUACGGUGGUGGCUCCACUCCAUCUGUAGCUGCGGAGCCUAGUCUGUUUACUCAUGCAAAAGCAGAAGCUCACCAGGGAGUGGGCUCCCUGACAGUACACUCCAAACCAGCAAAACAGUCCUUACCCUGCUGAGUUCACAAGUUAGUUGUCCACUAAUUUACAGUGCAUUAUGCUGAAUUAUGUUUUUGAGUCUGGUUUCAACAAAGUUGUAUUAAUGAAUGCCGAUUUGUUUAUUUGCUUAUGGAUUCUGUAUCUAAAUCAUGUACAUGUAAUAAAAAGCCAACAUUGGUUGCUUUUGA
Molecule: messenger RNA, 1858 nt
Organism: Phalacrocorax carbo (great cormorant)
Lineage: Eukaryota; Metazoa; Chordata; Aves; Suliformes; Phalacrocoracidae
Source: RefSeq, a predicted model, not a curated record